AUUAAAAAAGGGCGGAAAGUGAAUUACGUGAGAUAAGUAUUGUAUCAGCAUUACAAUGUACUACUUUUGUUUUGUGUUAAAAAAAGAUUGGAAUGCUUGCAUAUAGAUUAUCUACAACAUACAACUGUGUGGACCAAAAUGAAAUAAGCAAUAUUAACUGGCAAGAAGUUGGAUUAACUUAAGUGAUGCAAGAAUCUGAUUUUUGUAGGAGGGUCAAGAAACGAAAACUAAAGGACAUGGUGAGAAGAAAUGAAAAUUGUGUAGCAAGUUUUUCAAAAGCAAAGUUAUGUCAAUGGUUUGAAGAUGCAGAAUCACAAAUUCUAGAGGAUCUUGAACCCCAGUUUAAAAGAAAAGUAGUAUUACCCAAAAUAAUUAAGACAGCAGUAAGAGAGAACAAUAAACACGUGGCUCGACAUGGCUGGGAAUCUUGUAAUUCUGGAUUUGACCAAGUUGAAUUUUAUGAUGUUCAAAAUAUUAAAAAAAAUAGGUUUUUACAAGGGGGUUUCACUUCAAGAAAUAUGAAUAAAAGUUUGCAGGGACAAGAAAGUUUUCCUGUGCUCAAGCAUGAUCUUCCAUCACGGAAUGUUCAACCAGUAUAUGAAACACAGGUACUUGAAAAGUGCAGUGAUAGCAAAAUCAUCCAUAAUACUUCUGUGUUUUCAGAAUCCCAGUCAGUGGAUGAAAAAGAUGAUGAUCAUAAUAUCUCACUAAUGUCCUUCCCUCAGCCAAAAUCUUUUGAAAAAUAUGCUGUAGCCCAAGAUUCCAAGGGCAUUUAUCAAGAUUCAUCAGAAAUAUCAAGUAUUUCUAGGAUGUGUUUUCAACGGCUUGAUACAAAUAAAUUUGGCUCAGAAAGUUCCACUGAUGUUUUAUCCAUAUACAUCCCUGAAAUAAGAUUUGAAAAGCCUACAUCUAUAAAUAGUCUGCAGAAAACACCUGUAAAACCAAUCCUAGUUAGUAGCCCUCAAACAAAAUCUUUAAGACCAGUAUCUGAUGAUUGUUCAGAAACUAUACCUUUACUGUCAUUGUGUGAGAAUGUUGUGCAAAGAAAAAGAAUAAACGAUAUACCUACAUGUUACUAUAAAAACAAAUUGGAUAACUUGGUCCCUUUCCAUGAUGCUCAGACUAUACCCAUGAACUCAACUUGUGUCAAUGACUACAAAAGAAUUGAAGACUGUACUGAAUUAUCAAUGCCCACCAGCUCUCAAAAUAUAAACAGGAAAUUAAUUUAUUGUAAAGAUAAAAAUGAAGCUGGUUUUGAAGAAUUUAAACCAUACACACAUGUACCUUAUUUUCAGAACUUUAUAAAUGGAAGUGGCAGUGAUAAUUUUCAUUUGUCAAAUUUCCAUUGCGACAGUUUAAACAAACUGUCCACUAACUUUGUUAAUAAAGAUAAUUCUGUGAUACUAUAUAUGCCACCAUCAUUUAACUGUUCACUAGGCUUUUUUACUCAGAAAUUGUCAGAUCAGUUGACUAUGAAAGUGGAUUUUAAUGAAUUUUCAAAAUCACUCAUAACCAGUCCUCAACAAAACUUGUCUAAGAAAUCAUUCAAUAACUUUUCUGAAAAGAAACAUCUUUCUUUAAUAUCUGUAUUUUCAAUACCCAGUGCUAAGGAAGAAUUUUUUCAACAGAAGGUUAUUAACACAGUGGAAAAAGAGGAAUUCAGUGAUAUUUCCCCAGCUUCUGAAAAUAUAACAAGUACUGAAAUAGUUUAUGCUACCGAAGAAUGGAAUUGUCUCUCUUGCUCAUCUGAUAGUAGCCAGAAUGAGCUAAUCAUAGAUCAGUUUGAAUCUCAGUGUAUUUCCUCAUUAGGCAAAAAGGAAGGCAAUGAAUUAAAGGACAGUCCAAAUGUUCACAGUUUUGAUUCUCAGGAAGAGCUUAUUUCUUCUCCUCUUAGUCAGCAUAUCACUUCUUCUCUCUCACAAACUCCACCUGGUGUCACUUCAUUUCCACGAGGAAGUGACUGGCUUCAAAAAGUAUCAUGGCAACAGAAAACUCCAGAGAAAAACAAUGACCAAACAAUUCUUUGCACACAUGAGUCAGAGAAGAAAAAGAAAAAGAAUUUAAGUGGUGGAUUUGCAAACAAGUUGAAUAAGCUGGAAGCAAGAGAAAAAUCAUAUGAAGCCAUCUGGUGGUAUCAAAAGUUACACUCAUCAGCAAGUGUUGAAAGUAAAGAGAAAGAGAAACUGAUGUUAAGGCAAACUGAUAUAACAGGAAAACAAAUGAUUUUGGAACUUAAACUGGGAACUAUUUACUCUAAAGGAGGAUUGAUUUGGACACGGUGUGUUGUUGCUUCUAAUACUAGUGUAAUUUCCCAAAAGGCAGCUUUAAAGGACAAGGAAAAUGUGGAUGUUUUUCCUACUAUUUCUAAUUAUAUACUUUUCCUUCCUGUUACACUAAGUCAAAAAUUACAACUGUUACAUGGAUCUGUCAUCAAGCUUUUCUCUCCGUGGCUGCAGCUGGACUUGGCUUGUUUUUCUGAACCAGUCAUUCUCUGCUCUAAGUUUUUAGACGUUAUCAGCAAGUUGAAAGACCAGGCUAUUACUGAUAGAAAAGAGCAAAAUACAGAGGAAAUUACAUUGUUUAAAUGGUCAUGUCAUUGUAGAGAUGGCUCAGUUCCUGCUAAGUAUUGUCCACUCUAUGAUAAAACUUGUACCAAGGUUCAAACAUCCAGUGAAGAAACUCUUAGAUUAGAUAAUAAUUUAUUUAACUGUCAAAAUGAUGAUAUAAGACCAACCCAGAAGCAACAAUGAAUGUUGUUUACCAACAGCGUAUGAUAACAGAUGAGACAUAAAACUUAAUAUCUGUAUUUAUAGCCAACAAUAAGGGUUUCCACUGAGAAAGUUGGUUGAGGCUAGUGAAACUAAAAUACUUAAGAAAUAAUUCAAAGAUUGAGAGUGAAUUUGUUUAUUAAGUCUUGUAAAAUGGUUUUAGAAAUGUAGAUGAACACAGUAUUUGCUUUAGAUAGAACUGCUUCCAAGAACAAAAGGAUCUAAGAAAUUAUUGAUCAGUUAAACAAAAUAUUAUUUACAUUUAACUAUAUGUAACAAUAGUAAUAACCUAAUUCAAAGACUGUGAUAAGAACAUAGCAUAUUUUAAGUUAUAUUAUUUUUGCAGUGCAUGGUACUAGAAAUACUUCAGUCAAUCAGUGUGUAUGUUCAGCAGUGCAUCAAUCCAAUAGUACCUUCUAUGAACAUUUUGUUACUUAAUGUGUAAUUCAUAUUGCAACUUGUCAAACUUAGAAGUAAUACAUACUUAAAACUAAAGCACCAAGUCAAUCAACAUAUAUUUAUAGCAACUCUUCACCCCAUGUUCCUCUUGCAUUUGAUGAUGCUCCCAAGUAUGAUCAAGAAACUAUGACUUUUACCAGUCAUUUCUCCACAGACUUUACAGUAUCUAUCAGUAUUUGUAUUAUUGUGUCUGGUGGUUAUUGUCUCAGAGCUGCAAAAUACUACACAUUACUGGUUCUAUGAAAAUUUAUGAUAACUUAGAUGUAUGUUAUUUGAUGUAAUAAAAGUUCAUUAUCUUUUGUAAA
Messenger RNA from Limulus polyphemus (Atlantic horseshoe crab), 3532 nucleotides. RefSeq lists its product as uncharacterized. NCBI's taxonomy places the organism in Eukaryota, Metazoa, Arthropoda, Merostomata, Xiphosura, Limulidae. The transcript has 9 exons. Gene Ontology annotation, cellular component: nuclear chromosome; nucleoplasm. Bases 186 to 2750 code for a protein of 854 amino acids. Gene Ontology annotation, biological process: double-strand break repair via homologous recombination; regulation of establishment of protein localization to chromosome. The record is from RefSeq and is a predicted model, not a curated record.